This is a messenger RNA of Ruditapes philippinarum (Manila clam), 1632 nucleotides long. RefSeq lists its product as uncharacterized. Gene Ontology annotation, molecular function: ubiquitin protein ligase activity. Lineage: Eukaryota; Metazoa; Mollusca; Bivalvia; Venerida; Veneridae. The transcript has 3 exons. The record is from RefSeq and is a predicted model, not a curated record. Gene Ontology annotation, biological process: proteasome-mediated ubiquitin-dependent protein catabolic process; protein polyubiquitination. Bases 285 to 1253 code for a protein of 322 amino acids.
UUGAAGCGGCCCACAUACUAGUACACUACACUGCUGGGUAUAUAUACAUUCGUGUAUAGGUCUAUAUACUUUUUAUUUUUAUUUUGUUUACAGAGUAGCCUACGGAGUUGUGAAGAUCGAGUUAUAGUAUUUGUUUUCAUAAGACAUUAAAGAAGUUAAUAGCGACACUAUACAUACAGUAUGUCAGAAUAAAAUAGUAAAGUUUACUUCAUGGAUUUAAAACUUUAACGAAAAAAUAUAAAGGUAUUAUUACAGAUAUGUGAUUUGUGUACUAGAUUGCACAAAUGGCGGGAGAGUAUCGAGGCCAUGUCCUUGCUCAACAGGCUGAUCUGCCGGCAGUUUCAGUUAGGGACCAGCCGUCUCCACCUGUCCACAGAGCCCAGGAUAUAUCCCCGAAGAAUGUGUCGACAUCCUCUUCCGUCCACUGGUUCAGCGCGAGUCUGCCGGACGAACACCCGUGUCUGUUAACGGGAAUCACGUUCGUCUCUGGGGACAUUGUCGCCUGUGACAACGAGAAUAAAACGCUUAAAAGAUUUGAUAUAAACGGGAAAUUUCUAGAGGAACUAUUUUUACACGACCCUUGUGGCAUUUGCACUCUGCCCAAUUCUAGCGAAGUUGCCGUGACUGAGCCGGAUAUCAAGCAAAUCACAGUGUGUUCUUUAGAUGCUUCUCUUGAGAUUUCUUUUGAAUUGAAAACAAAAAAGAAAUACGAAUGUGUUUCUUCGUAUCAAGACAAAUAUGUAGCAGGCUGCUGUGAACUUGGAAGUGCAUCUGUAGACUUUAUUGACGGCAAUGGAACGGUUUUGCGUUCUAUUCUAGGCAACGUUGAUGGAAAGCUUAUCUUUAGAAAUCCUUCCGCAAUAGCAUGCUUACCUUCCGGCGAUUUACUUAUAUCAGAUCCCGGAAGUUGCGCAUUAGUUUGUGUGUCUCAGAACAAUAACACAAAAUUUAAAAUCGAACCUGGAGGUCGACCAAGCGGAGUGUGUUCUGACUUAAAUGGUGGAAUAUAUAUGGCGCAAUACGACUCGAACCUUGUUCUGCGUCUCUCGUCAGGAGGAAACAUAGAGGGGGUUGUUGUUGACGAAAAAUUCAAGCUGACGUCACCUCUUGCAAUGACGUAUGAUCUCAACCAACUAGCAAUAACGGAGGAGACACCUAGUGACAGAAUACUUAUUCUCAAGUUGCCUUCCAAACCAACCAAAGAUGCGGACCAAGGCAUGAGUCUUACAAACUUACGUGUUAGUACAUUAUGAUGUGAUUUUGUAAUAUGAGAAACAACGACAAACCGGCUUGUUGUGAAUUACGGUUAAAAUACAGCUCAAUCUUGCCUCCUCUGAUGAGUUAAGGGAUAGCGGAACAAAAUCAUGCUCAUGGAACAAAAUCACGACUAUGGAACAAAAACCACGCCUAUGGAACAAAAUCACGCCAAUGGAUCAAAGAACAAAAUAACACAAUGAAACAAAAACCACGCAUAUGGAAACAUUAAUUUGUAUAAGGAUUUGAUUUAUAACAUUGAUACACUAGUACUCCACGAAAUCCGCGUGUUUCCGUAACUCAGACCUUAUUUUGUAGCUGAAGCACUUUUACAAAAAUAUACAUUGCCUUAUAUAAAUCUUUAAACUAAAUUAAAAA